GAGGCAUAUCUGCAGCUCCCGAUGGGCCAGGCAGUCUGGGCCAACUCCCCCGAGAGGCAGCCAACCCUCAGGGCUGCUCAGUCGAUGCCUUUGCCACUGACUUCCAGGCAUGUGGUGGUUCCUGCCCUGGAGGCUGGCAGCAGUGACAGCAGCCGCCACGGGCAGCGUCCUGGCCACGGCCCUCUCUCCAGUUUCCACGACCAUGGAUGUCACCCCAGACCCAUGGGAGGACACAUUCUCACGUCCUCAAUUCUGCAAGUGGCCAUGCGAGUGCCCGCCGUCCCCACCCCGCUGCCCACUUGGGGUCAGCCUCAUCACAGAUGGCUGUGAAUGCUGCAAGGUGUGUGCCCAACAGCUUGGGGACAACUGCACGGAGGCUGCCAUCUGUGAUCCCCAUCGGGGCCUCUACUGUGACUACAGUGGGGACCGCCCGAGGUACGCAAUAGGAGUGUGUGCACAGGUGGUCGGCGUGGGCUGCGUUCUGGAUGGGGUACGCUAUGAAAAUGGGCAGUCCUUCCAGCCUAACUGCAAGUACAACUGCACAUGUGUCGACGGUGCAGUGGGCUGCACACCACUGUGCCUCCAUGAGCGUCCCCCACGUCUCUGGUGCCGCCACCCCCGGCGGGCAAGCGUGCCUGGCCACUGCUGCAAGCAGUGGGUGUGUGACGAUGACGUCAAGAAGCCACACAAGACUGCACCACGUGACAUGGAUGCUUUCGCGGCCGCGGGCCAGGUGGAGCCAUGGCACCAGAACUGCAUUGCCUACAUGAGCCCCUGGAGCCCCUGCUCCACCACCUGUGGCCUGGGGGUCUCCACCCGGAUCUCCACCAUCAACGCCCGCUGCUGGCCUGAGCAGGAGAGCCGUCUCUGCAACUUGCGGCCGUGUGACGUGGACCUCCGCCUUCACAUCAAGGCAGGUAAGAAGUGUCUGGCUGUGUACCAGCCAGAGGCACCCAUGAACUUCACCCUUGCGGGCUGCAGCAGCACACGCUCCUACAGACCCAAGUACUGCGGGAUCUGCACCGACGACAGGUGCUGCGUCCCCUACAAGUCCAAGACCAUCGAUGUCUCCUUCCAGUGUCCAGAGGGGCCUGGCUUCUCCCGCCAGGUCCAGUGGAUUAACGCUUGCUUCUGCAACCUGAGCUGCAGGAAUCCCAACGACAUCUUUGUUGACUUGGAAUCCUACCCUGACUUUUCAGAAAUUGCCAAUUAGGCAGAAGCAAAUCAAGGAUUGAUUUGGGGCCUGGCCUAAAGCUUGUAAAGCAGUCAACCUUCUAGGCCAAGUACUUUCACAACUGAGCCUUCUUUUAUCCACUUCCUCCUUACUUCUCAUGACCUUGGACUAGACCCUUGACCUCCUUCUCUGUCUCCAACUACCCAGAUGACCCAUGCUGAUGGUGCUGCUCAGGCUAAGGCAUCCACUCCAAAGAAAAUGCCUGUCUCUGACUGUCUAGACCAGACUGAAGCCUGAUUCAGCCUGUCCAAAUCACUGGAAGUCCUGCUGGAUCUUUCCCAAGUUCCAAAGAAUAAAAUCAGCCAGAUACCCCAUACCACUAAUUCCUUGUAUAGGUGCCAAACAAGAAGUCUGAAUAGACUUCUUGGGUCUCUGUUCAGAAGAAUAGAUGAGAUUAUUCGGACCUGCCAUGUGGGACUUUCCUGGGCAGUUCUGACCACAGCAUACCCAAAGAAGCUCUGAUCCCAAAGAUGUGUGCACCCCAAGGUCAUCAUACAUUUGCCAAGUGAGGUGAAUGAUUAUUUGGGUUUGGAAUGGAAACUUUUAAUGGAAAGUUGUAUUCACUAACCUAGGCAUUUUUUAGGUUAAGUUUAUCUUUACUCCUGUACUGUGAACAGUCCACAUUGGGUUCAACUCAGUCUAAAGCAAUUUGAUAAAUUGCAUUCUUGUUUGUAAGAAAAGUGCCCAGUUAAUAUCAGGGUCAGGAUAAGGUAAACAACCUCAAAGGAGCAAUGAACACUAGCCCCAGAUCUGCAGCCGUCUGACAGGCCUUUGGGCUGUUGGCAGGCUCUUCCAUGCAUCCUGAGGCUCUCCUUGCAUGGGACUCAUGGGAAUAGGUGGAGCCUCUGGACUGGCCUCUCUGACCCUUGAGAGUGGUACCCUGGGACAUUCUUCUCUCUUAAGGAGGCUUGAGAGACUCAGCUGAAGACCAGGUGAGGUGGCCUGAAAUAACUACGACAGAUCUAGGUUGGGUGUGGGUUAAACCAGGAAGCGUCUACUCUGCAUCAGCCUGGGGUGGCCUCUAGAGCUGGAGGCUACAGGACCCAGGGACCAGGACACAUUUAUUUCUGCCAAAAUUACCCAUUUCAUAGCUUUGGGAUCUGAGGACCAAAAUGAUGAUGAAGACAGAGGCUUAUUAGCUUAGAAAUAGGAAUGAAAAGUCAAAAAGGAGUUGAAGCUAAAAGAAAGAGAAACUUUUUAUUGAUGGAAAUGAGGCUAUUAUUUAUUAGUAAAAUGUACCAUUUACUGUUAAACUCCUUUACUUAGUACCUUCUAUGUUAUGUUGUUCUCGGUGCUUUACAUAUGCAAGCUCACUGAACCUGUAUGACAAUGUGGAGAAAUUCCCAUUAUUUUUUCUGUUAAUACGAAUGUGAAACUAGAGAUCAGAGAAGUGAGGAUAUUUGACCAAAGUCAUCCAGCUGGUAAAAGAGAGGGGUGGGAUUCAAGCCCAAGUUGGUCUGACUUCAGAACCCAUAGUCUUUCCCCUUCUUUUAGAGCUUCCAAGCAUGUAGGAAUAGAACAUGCUGGAAUAAGCAACAUCUGACUGUCACUCUUUGUUCUUACCAUUGCUUUCCUAGCUCCUUUUCUGGGAAGAGAGAGUGGCUGAUUUUCUGAUCAUUUAGGUACCGAGGCAUCCAAAAUAAUAUCGAAUCCGUCAUCCCUUGUAGAUCAGCUUCUCCAAGUCAAAACCAGUCUCAUCACACGUUUAAAAGAUGUUUCUGUUUAUCUAAUGCUGCGUAUCGAAUUGUGUGGUAAUUCAUGAAGGAAUUAUAUGCAGCGUGGGGGGAGGGUCUCUAAAUAGGAAAAGGGACAGGGAAUAAAUCUUCCUUACUGUGACCUCCCAAAAGGCACUUAUGCCUCACACUGUGACUCAGUGUGUACUCGAUGGACAAAGGGCAUCCUGCAUGUGCUCCUACUUUUAUUUAGAAACUCUCUUCUUCCAAAGUUAUGUGAAAAUCUAGUUUUAUCAGCCAAAAAUUUACAUUCAAUGUCAUAAGAAAAGGGACAUUGAAAAAUAUAAAGAAAUAUAUAUAUGCAUAUGCUAUGUAAGAAUUCCUGUGUAAGGAGAAAUUGUGUCAUGUAUUUUCUCUACUAUAAAUCCAGGUGGAUCAUG
Molecule: messenger RNA, 3347 nt
Organism: Tupaia belangeri chinensis (Chinese tree shrew)
Lineage: Eukaryota; Metazoa; Chordata; Mammalia; Scandentia; Tupaiidae
Gene: CCN4
Product: cellular communication network factor 4
Exons: 6
Coding region: 110-1213 (367 amino acids)
Biological process (GO): positive regulation of cell differentiation; signal transduction; cell adhesion
Cellular component (GO): extracellular matrix; extracellular region
Molecular function (GO): integrin binding; heparin binding
Source: RefSeq, a predicted model, not a curated record